Molecule: messenger RNA, 4925 nt
Organism: Manis pentadactyla (Chinese pangolin)
Lineage: Eukaryota; Metazoa; Chordata; Mammalia; Pholidota; Manidae
Gene: KDM1B
Product: lysine demethylase 1B
Exons: 22
Coding region: 188-2878 (896 amino acids)
Molecular function (GO): oxidoreductase activity; protein binding; zinc ion binding
Source: RefSeq, a predicted model, not a curated record
AGGCUGUGGCUGCUCCGACUUCGGAGAGGAGGCGAGGAAGCUUUUCAGAAAUCGAGGCGGCUUCCCUGUGCCGGCUGGGGCGCCCUGCUGGGGGCUCCCAGAGCCGUGCCCCCCGGGGGGACCCCAGCCCGGGACCAGGGGCCCCCUCGCCGUUCCUCCGGGGCACCCGUACAGAUUUUCUGAUACAAUGGCAACCCCACGGAGAAGGACAAAGAAAAAAGCAUCUUUUGAUCAUUCUCCAGACAGCCUGCCUUUGAGGAGCUCCGGCAGGCAGGCAAAGAAAAAAGCAGCAGAGAUGACGGACGAGGAUGAAGACGGCGGGUCUGAGAAGAAGUACCGGAAGUGUGAGAAGGCGGGCUGCACGGCAGCGUGCCCCGUGUGCUUUGCGAGUGCUUCUGAGAGAUGUGCCAAAAAUGGCUACACAUCCCGAUGGUAUCACCUGUCCUGUGGGGAGCAUUUCUGUAAUGAAUGUUUUGACCAUUACUACAGAAGCCAUAAGGAUGGAUAUGACAAAUAUACCACAUGGAAAAAAAUAUGGACUAGCAAUGGAAAAACUGAACCUAGUCCUAAAGCUUUCAUGGCAGACCAACAACUCCCCUACUGGGUUCAGUGUACAAGCCCCGUGUGCAGGAAGUGGAGGCAGCUCACCAAGGAAGUCCAGCUUAGCCCGCAGCUGGCCGAGACCUACCGCUGUGGCAUGAAGCCAAAUGCUGCCGCCAAGCCUGAGACCUCGGAUCAUUGUUCCCUUCCAGAGGAUCUGAGGGUGUCGGAGGUGUCCAGCCACUGGUGGUACUCCAUGCUCAUCCUGCCUCCGCUGCUGAAAGACAGCAUGGCGGCGCCCCUGCUGUCCGCCUACUACCCCGACUGUGUGGGCAUGAGCCCUUCCUGCGCCAGCACCAGCCGUGCAGCCUGCAGCGCCAGCCCUGGCAAGCUGGAGCCCUCGAAGGUGGCCCCCGCCACCCCGGUUCCAGGCAUGAACCGGUACUUCCAGCCCUUCUACCAGCCCAACGAGUGUGGCAAAGCCCUGUGCGUGCGGCCGGACGUGAUGGAGCUGGACGAGCUCUACGAGUUCCCGGAGUACUCCCGGGACCCCACCAUGUACCUGGCUCUGAGGAACCUCGUCCUCGCGCUGUGGUACGCCAGCUGCAAGGAAGCUCUUACUCCGCCAAAGUGUAUUCCUCACAUCAUCGUCCGCGGUCUUGUGCGCAUCCGAUGUGUUCAGGAAGUGGAGAGGAUCCUUUAUUUUAUGACGAGGAAAGGUCUCAUCAACACGGGAGUUCUCAGUGUCGGCGCCGACCAGCGUCUUCUUCCUAAAGAUUACCACAGUAAAUCAGUCAUUAUCAUUGGGGCUGGUCCGGCAGGCUUAGCAGCUGCGAGGCAACUGCAUAACUUUGGAAUUAAGGUAACUAUCCUGGAAGCCAAAGACAGAAUUGGAGGCCGAGUCUGGGAUGACAAAUCUUUUAAAGGCGUCACGGUGGGAAGAGGAGCCCAGAUUGUCAAUGGCUGUAUUAACAACCCAAUAGCGCUGAUGUGUGAACAACUCGGCGUCAGCAUGCAUAAAUUUGGAGAAAGGUGUGACCUGGUCCAGGAAGGCGGGAGAGUCACCGACCCCACCAUUGACAAGCGCAUGGACUUCCACUUCAAUGCUCUCCUGGACGUCGUCUCUGAGUGGAGGAAGGACAAGACUCAGCUGCAAGACGUCCCUUUAGGAGAAAAGAUAGAGGAGAUCUACCAAGCGUUCAUUAAGGAAUCGGGGAUCCAGUUCAGUGAGCUGGAAGAGCAGGUGCUCCAGUUCCACCUCAGCAACCUGGAGUACGCCUGCGGCAGUAACCUGCACCAGGUGUCUGCUCGCUCCUGGGACCACAAUGAAUUCUUUGCACAGUUUGCUGGUGACCACACUCUCCUAACUCCCGGCUACUCGGUCAUCAUUGAAAAACUGGCUGAAGGGCUAGAUAUUCGGCUCCGAUCUCCAGUGCAGAGUAUAGAUUAUUCUGGAGAGGAAGUGCAUGUCACCAUUACCGAUGGGACGGGGUAUACGGCCCAAAAGGUAUUAGUCACUGUACCCCUGGCCUUGCUGCAGAAAGGCGCCAUUCAGUUCAGCCCACCACUGUCCGACAAGAAGAUGAAGGCUAUCAACAGCUUAGGCGCAGGCAUCAUCGAAAAGAUUGCCUUGCAGUUUCCUUAUAGAUUUUGGGACAGUAAAGUUCAAGGGGCUGACUUUUUUGGUCACGUCCCUCCCUGUGCCAGCAAACGAGGCCUUUUUGCUGUAUUCUAUGACAUGGAUCCCCAGAAGCAGCACAGCGUGCUGAUGUCCGUGAUUGCUGGGGAGGCGGUGGCGUCCGUGCGGAGCCUGGGCGAGAAACAGGUGCUGCAGCAGUGCAUGGCCACCCUGCGGGAGUUGUUCAAGGAGCAGGCCUCAGCAUUUCCCACGGAUCCUGUUUACCAAACCCGAGCAAGCUUUGUCCCUUUCCUUUUAAAGGGACAUUGUCCAGAAUUUUCUCCCACCCCAUGCAGCUGUCUUUCCUCCAAGGAGCUCAAGGAAGUGCCAGACCCCACCAAGUACUUUGUCACCCGCUGGAGCACAGACCCGUGGAUCCAGAUGGCAUACAGCUUCGUGAGGACAGGGGGCAGUGGUGAAGCUUACGAUAUCAUUGCCGAGGAAAUCCAAGGAGCCGUCUUCUUUGCAGGCAACAAACAGGCAUUUUCCACAAACUGUUACAGGGGCGUAUCUGAGUGGGGUUCGAGAAGCAAGCAAGAUUGCAGCAUUUUAAAUAGAAUUUGUCUGGACCAGCUUUCUUCUGCACCCCAAACAGGAAAAUAUAGAAUACAGGUUAAACCUCAUUUUCAUAAAAUCAAACAAAAAAACCUCGCUGGAUAGCAAAACUGAAGUUUUUCAGGCGGUAUGAUAACACAAACCUGUUUCACCACUCCGAGGGCACUAGCCCCAAGAAUCUUUUGUAAGCACUUGUCGUAAUUGCAUUGUACACAGUCUGACUGUAGUGCUAAGUCUUCUGGAUUUCACAGUAAGGCAGAAAGAAUAUAACCUUAAAUUAAGAGCUCGAAUGUGGUUCUUCCAUGGUCCCUUUAAAUUGUGAUGUUUCGUUUGAUUAGUUUUCAAACAUUGAGAAACCAAGUCGGUCAAACAGCAAUUAUUAAAAAUUAAAAAUGAAUUCCACACAGUACUUCCCAGGAGUGCUGAGUAUGUUUGUAGAAUGAAUAAAUUCAGUGAAGCCUGGUGAGUUAACCAGAGAAGUUUGGGUUAUGAUGGGUGAGUAGAGUGUUAAUGUGAACACAGAGAAGAGACACAAAUUUAGGUGGAUCAGAGAACAUAUAAACAUAUUACCCUGCGAUUACUCUGAAUUCCUUAUAUGUGACCUUAAAUCACACAACUAUGUUUUACAGGCAACAAACGGGCAUUUUCCACAAACUGUAACAGUGGCAUAUCUGAGUGGAGUUCGAGAAGCAAGCAAGAUUAAAAAACCAGAUAUUAACCAGAUAAAGCCAUGUAUUUUUCUUCUAUAAUUAGUAUCUUUGCCAGUGAGCCUUACAGUUUUUAUAUAGCUCCAAUAUUGAGCUUUUACUUAAAAUUUAGGCAGAAAUCUUUACUUUUUGGAUAUAGCACAUACUCUUCAAAAGCAAAUGAAGCUUCUAGAUGAUUUUAUAUUGUAUAUAUUUCUUCCCACUGGGUAUUCAAGAGAAAUUUAAAUUUCAGGUAUCUUUUGUCAUGAGACAUUUUAUAUGUGUGCACUCAUUGGCAAAACAGCAAAAAUUUAAGUCCUUGAACACUGAGGGUAUCAGACAUGGGGUUGGGAUAGUGUGGUCUUCAUACUUUAGAAACACAAUAUGGCUAUUUUUCUUCAAGUUUGGUCAGAUGGCACCUUAAACAGCCUUAAUUUUGGCAACUACUAGCAAAAGGUCUUGUCAGAAUAAUCUAAUAAAAGCCUCUUCCCACUGCCUCUUUAAAAUAACUGAUUCAAUCUCUAGAAUAUUUUUUACAGGUGUUUUCAGUACUCCAUGGGCAGGGCCAUUGGAAAACUGCAAAAAAAUGUGAGAUAUCCUGGUUAAUAUUACACAUUUUAUAAGCCGUAUCAUAUCUUAGCCUGAGAACAUGGCAAAUAUAUUUUUUUUCACUCAUGACAAAAAAAUACGUCACUUAAAAUACACUAGUUUCAGGGGCUUCAGAACCCUUUCUUGCAAAGAAACUUCAGUUUAGAGGCUAAAAAUAUGGACAACUUAAGUGCUUUUGUUCUAAAAAGUCUGAACAGUUGUUUCAAUUAUAUUGGUCUGUUUAAAAAAGGAACGCAAAAUUAAUUUGAAGCCACUUUCCGAAAUACCACAUACUUUUUAAAUUCAAAGUUUUUAAGUAGAAAUAGUGUUUUAUGCAAAGAAUGUAGUGAAUAUUUAGAAAGUUUAGACAUACCUCCCUCCCCAUCAAAAAGUAUGAUACAAAUGGAAGAAUAGCACUAUAUUAGUUUCAAAGUUAACACAGGAAAAUGUUGGUAUUUAGGUGAUGAGACUCACUGGUACUGAUUGGGAAGUAUUCUGCUUUCAAGUGUUAUGUAUUAAAAUGUUUAAAAAAUAGCAUGUGUUAAGUGAUUAAUGCAAAAUAUUUUAAGUUUGAAAUGGCUCACAGUAAAUUAUUACUUUAGUCUCUGGGCACUUAAAGUUGUACUGUCUUACAAGCAAAUUAAGGAAAAACCUACUAAAAGUACAGUGAAUGUGUAUUUAAAGAAAACCCUCAUUUCCUCUCUCAAAUGACAUGUGACAUUGUUAAGGAACCAUGGUACUUUUCUGUUAUUCUUGAGUUACUUUAAAUAUGUUUUUCACUGUUGUCUGAAGAUUUUGUAAUUGAGUAGCAGUGGAUACACAAUGUUUUAACUGCAGCUUGAACUGCUGAAUAAAACUAGAGUUGUUUUUCAAAUACA